GCUAAGGUGGGCACCAAUGGGAAGUCGCAUGGACAGCGCUUCGCCAUGGAGCCACAGGACCAGACUGCCAUCGUCGGGUCACGCGUGACGCUUCCGUGUCGCGUGAUUGACAAGGUGGGCAUGCUUCAGUGGACAAAGGACGACUUUGGCCUGGGCACCCAUCGCAACUUGAGCGGCUUCGACCGAUAUUCGAUGGUGGGUAGCGAUGAGGAGGGUGACUAUUCGCUGGACGUGUAUCCCGUUAUGUUGGACGAUGACGCCAAGUAUCAGUGCCAAGUCGGACCGGGUGCAGAUGGUCAAUUGGGAAUUCGUUCACGUUUUGCCACAUUGACGGUUCUCGUGCCGCCAGAGCCACCGAAAAUAAUUCAAGGUGAUUUUAUGGUGACCACAGAAGAUCGUGAAAUAGAAUUAGAGUGCAUCUCUAUUGGGGGAAAGCCAGCGGCUGAGAUUACGUGGAUUGAUGGCUUGGGAAACGUACUCACGGCCGGAAUAGAUUACAUGAAGGAACCACUGCCGGAUUCGAGACGCUUCACUGCGAAAUCAGUGUUGAAAUUGACUCCAAAGAAGGAGCAUCAUAACACAACAUUCACGUGCCAAGCGCAAAACACCGCCGAUCGAACAUAUCGAGCGGCUAAAUUGAAAUUGGAGGUGAAAUAUGCACCAAAAGUGACAGUUUCUGUGAUUGGAGGCGCUCUAGCUGGCGGUCGGAUUCCCGAGGGCGCGGAAGUGCGAUUGUCUUGUCACGCGGACGCCAAUCCCAACGAUCUGACGUAUCGGUGGUACAUCAAUGACGAGCUUGUGGUGGGCGACUAUACGACCGAAAUGCUAAUCCACAACAUCACGCGCAAAUUUCACGAUGCCAUUGUAAAAUGUGAAGUCCACAACGCCGUUGGGAAGAGCGAGGAGAGCGAAACUCUGGAUAUUAGCUAUGGUCCAGCGUUCAGGACGCGCCCGAAGUCCGUGGAGGCCGACGUUGGCACAGAGGUGUCACUGUUCUGUGACGUUGACGGCAAUCCGACUCCGGAUAUUGUGUGGAUCCACGAUCCGGCGGAUCGAGUCGUGCGGACAUCGUCGAAUUUCACUGUUACCGUGACACAAGAGACCGCCGGGCGAUACUAUUGCAAGGCGAGCGUGAUGGGCUUCCCGGAGAUUGGGGCCGAAGCCACGGUGUACCUGAAGGGACCGCCAGUGAUAUCGUCAGCCCAGCGUCAGCAUGGCAUUGUGGGGGACAAUGCGAGGCUGGAGUGUGUGGCAUUCUCAGUGCCCAAGGCUCGCCACGUCUCGUGGACAUUCAAUGGGCGAGAAAUCAACACGAGCAACGAUCAGGACUACUCAAUACUGGAAGACCCAGUUCCGGAAGGCAUCAAAUCCACCCUGAUAAUCCGUGAGAGUCAAUCACGCCACUUCGGUCGAUACAAUUGCACCGUUGUGAAUGACUAUGGCAAUGAUAUCUUGGAAAUUGACCUCCUGCCACAAACGAUAGCACCCUCCCUGAUAAUUAUCGUGUGUGUGGGACUGUCGGUGGCGAUAACAAUUCUCGUCGUCAUCUUCCUGUGUAUCUUCCUGAAGCGUGGCAAGAAGAAACUGCCACCGGCCGAUGUGAUUCCUGAGCACCACAUUUCUGAGAAGGGGUGCAAAGAGAGUGACCGCUCUUCCAACAUAAGUGACCUAAAAGUGGACAUUCGGUCUGGGUCCUGCGAGCCUGACUACUCAGAGACAUGCUCCGGCUCUGACAGCAUCGCCACUCGCCUCGCAGCCAACAUUCUGGGCUCCAAUCAAGGAACAACGACAGUCGGAGGCGUUCCGCUCGCUGGUCCAGUCAAAAUCCCCAACGACUAUCGGUACUCUGGAGAUUACACGGACCCAUUAGGACAUUUGCAACAGUUGAAGUCUGGCCAGAACAACAAUGGCUAUGUACCUUAUGUGGAUUAUGCACGAGAUUAUAGUCCACCACCGCAGACUCUCACGGCGCUUAGGACAUCGAGUGCCGCCAUGAACGGCCAAUUGCCAACUGGUGGCACUUUCAGUUUGAAUCGCCACAGAGCCACGGAGCUGCGCCAAGAUAAUGGACUACCGAGUGUCCAGAAUAGUCUGAAUUCGCUCCCGAAUGGUUUUCUCGGACAACCACUUCUGCAGAACGGCCUUAGUAUAGAUCCACGAUACAGUGCCACAUACGGAAAUCCGUAUCUUCGGACAUCGAACGCCUCUCUCCCGCCCCUCCCGCCGCCCAGUACGGCUAAUCCCGCCGCAACGCCGGCGCCCCCGCCAUACAAUGCCGCCACGCGGCUCACACAGGCGACGCCGCCCACCACGACCACAUCUGGCUCCAGUGGCAUCAGUCUCGGCAGCGUGGGCAGCCUGGGCGGCGGCAGCACAACAACUCUCCUUCCCAGCCAAGUGUCGGCGAGCAGCUCGGGUCAGUUCAUCCUGCCGGCCAACGGCAACCUGAAGAAGACCGGCGCGCUCGCGACGCACGUCUAAAAGCCCAGCUAAAGUCGAUAUGUGAUAAUAGCAUUAGCGCUAUUGAGUGGUUUAAUCUGUGUCAAAGACAAUACUAAGGUCAACUUCUGAGGAGGUCCUUCUGUGCGCCCAAGGGCGUCGCGUGUGCUCUUGAAAUUCCAUACAGAGGUCCGAAUGCAAAAAGACUAGAAAGUCGACGAAUUGACAGAAAUCGUUGUUCUUUCGUCCAGCAGAGAAAGUGCGUACAUUACAGAGGAGAAUGAUUAACGUUUCCAAUUCAUUGAUAUUCGAAUAUUUCUCUCGUCAAAAAUUGCGAAUAUCCAGAAAUGUAAGUAUUGUUUCAAGAAUAUCAAGUAUUUUCGGGAAAUUUUGCCAAUUUUUCAAGAAUUCCAAAAAUCGUGAUUGAAAACAGCUGGCAAACGUACAAAAAUCACCUUUUUCGCGUGAUUUAGAAUCAUAUGAAUUUGUAAGCAAGAAAGUAAGGAAAAUAGAGAGAAAACCGUUUUUCGAAAACGUUUCUUCUCUCUCUUGUAUGCCUCGAUCUGACAAUGGAAGAAAAAUAAAUGACGAACUACACCGGAUUGAAAUAGAUUUCAAUUAUAAAAAAUCUUUCACACAAUUUAUUUAAAUCGUAUUUAAAACUAAAAGUAUACACAAUAUAAAUAAUUUCCCAAAUUUUUAAAAUAAUGGAAAAUUGAAGCAUAAAGUUCAGAUUAUAUAUUUUUCAUUACUGCAUAAGGACCUAUUUAUUAUUCAGCUGGAUAAGGAAUGCCAAAAAAUGUUCGAAAAGAAAACUUCAGUGCGUAGAGUGAUAUUUCCUUCAUUUCCUAAUUAACAAAAAAAGAGAACAAAUGUUAUUCGUAAGGAAUCUUGCAUUAGGUAAUAUUUUCUUUAAUUAAAUGUUGCAAUAUUUCAAUCCGAACCGUAAAUAGGCGAUGCUUAUGAACAAGAUCGUGUGCGUGUAAUGUAAGUGCAUCAUUUAAUAUCUCGAUUUUUAAGUGUUUCGUGCAUUUCCAUUGACUUUAUCAAGGUCAAGGAAAUAUAGAACAUCUCGGUGAAAUUUAAGACGAACGAGUUUGUAAGGAUUAAGUGUAUAAUCGUGUGCUUAUCGGUUAAAGUAAUGUAAUGUCUGUACAUAAUAUCCCCUAUUUAUUGAAACGACGUAAUGUGAAUAUGUAUGCAGAUGGAUGUACUACAUAAAGAAAGAUUGUCAUGUGGCCUUAAUACUAAUGUAUAUACAUUCAAUUCAGUUCUGCCAAGUAAAUUAAAAAUUUAUUAAUCAAGCAUGUUGGUUCAUAUCAACGAGAUUGUCAUUUGAAUCACAAUGAUAGCGAAUUGAUAAAGUCAUCGAAAUUUUAUGUUAAAAUUGAUGAUAUGUCAUUCUGAAAGGUUUUACAACAGACAUUUAUUCACAAUUUUUGCAAUAAGGAGAAAAAAAUGAACAUAACAGGCGAUUUUGAAAGUGUGUCAAUUUGAAGGAAAUUACUUUCUCUCGAAUUUACACAUGAAGGAGCAUAGAAUGCUUUUUGUGCAAAAAUAUUUUUUGCAAAGAAAAAGUCCUUCCAUUUCUCACAGGAUUGAAGCAGCAAAAUAACAGACAAAUGGAAAAGAAUAAUUGAAACUAAAAAACUUCAGCAAGAGUUUUGCGUGGCCUUUGUUAAGGAUUAUGACGAAAAAGUAUUUUAUCUACAAAUUGAUGAGUAUUAUAUUAGAUGAAUUAUUGGAUUUAAUGUUUGAGAUUUCAUUGAAAGUAUAUUCUUUGCAGGUAUUGUAAGAAAAAAUAACAAAUUCACCCGAAAAGAAAACCCUUCAUUUUUUUUGGACAGUAUGAAAAAAUAAAUUGUUACCAUUUGAGAAGAAAAUUAAAUUUUCUCCUUUAAGUAGAAAAAAGAAUCUGACAGAAUUUUUGAGAAAAAAACCUGUAUUGUAAAUAUGUACAUAAGAAAAAUUACUAGGAAAAAUGAGAUAAAGAAAUUUAAAACAAGAAAUCUCGUGUUGCCUCCUCACUGCUAAUUUCUUCGACUACUAAAAACAGAUAAUGUGAUUCUAAAAUAGACAGAAAAGGAAGAAAAAUUGAAUCGAAUAUUGUCGAAACAUUUAUAAUAUACAUUGUCUCAUAUCAGACUUGAACAAAUUAAGAAAGUUUUUAAAUACUUGAAAUCAUCAUCGUGUGCUUUACAUUACUUUAACGUUAUAGUUAGGAUUGGAAGAACAAAUAUCUUAGGCUCUUUAGCUUAUACAUUAUGCGUGGUCUUCGAUGAGUGCAAAGGGCGAGAUAACAGCAGAAUGAUAGUGUAAUACUUCUGAUUGAAUUUCACAAAAUGACAAACUUUGUUGAUGAAAAAUUCAGAAUUAUCGACCAAAACAGAUUUUUUCCAUUUACAAGCAAAUUGCAACUAGACAAAAGUAUGUGAAUGUGAAAACAUAUGUAUGUUUGGCACGUUACGUUGCAUUACUUUGAGGGCUCUCAUAACAAAAAUUCUGAUGAUAAAAUUUUUAUUGAGUCAAUUUCAACAUUGCAUAUGCAGUUUUCCUUAUACAUAAAUCCACUUUUUUACUGUUAUGUAAAUCUGUCGAUAUUUGCGAAAGUUCUGAAUCGAUUUUCAAAAGUAGGACAGUUUUAGGCGCAUACAUAAAUUAUUUCAUAAGGCUUCAACUACGAACUUGUCAUAUGAUUGCCAAUAAGCCAAAAAUUACACACUCUUCAUUCGGUAUAACAAUUAAAAUUCAAUUCCAAACAUGUCAACGAGCAUUUUUGUCACACUGAUUAACCUAACAUUUAGGUUUCCUAGAAACAUUAUGAUUGCUUUAAUAUUUUAAUUUAGAAUCUAGGCAUUUGAUAUUACUUCUUGUACACAAUGUACAGAGAUCUUUGUAACAAGAAACUAUUCUACGAAUUUUUCCCUCAAUUCUAUUAUAAAUAAUUGCUUAGAAUACAUAUUAAAGAAACAACUCGACUGAUUUGUGAAAAAGAUUUAAAAUAAAAUGAUAUAUAAUGUACAUAAGAUAAGGAAUGCAAAAUGUAGAUAGACUUUUUUAAUGAGUUCUAUUAAUAAUGUGUAUUUCUUAAGAAAUCGAUUUUAUAUUAUUACCUACCGCAUAAGCGUGAGUAAUGUUUACGGAAGAUACUAAAGAGUAUAUAAUUCUCCAUUCUCAUGGAGGAAGAAAGAAAGAAGAAAUUUUCUUAUAAUGUAUAUAUUAAGAUCCAUUUCAUUACACAUAAGUCAAUUCUAUACGAAUCAAUUAUUGUUUGACUAAGAGGAGUAAACAAAAUAAUUUUAAUAUAGAGAAUUUAGGAGACUUUGUAUAUAGAAUAUCACUUUAAAAUAAAAAAAGGGAUGUUAAAAGAAAAUCGUGAAUUGAAUCAUAUAAAAAGUCAUACAUAAAAUUUAGAUUUUUAGCUAAUAAAUGCUUUAGAAUAAGGAUAAAGAAAAUUUUCUGGUUAGAUUUACCUUUAAAAGAAUAAUCAUAAUUUACGAAUAAAAAGUUGAGAAAAGAAAUAUUAUAUAAUAAAAUCAUUAUAAAAUGAACCAACUGUAUUUUACUCAAUGAUGAUUCGUUUCUUCUUCAGGAUUGAUGCUUUUCAAACCCAAAAGCUCAUAGGAAAAGAGCUAUUCAGAGCUUUACUAUAAUAAUGUGGUAUGUGUCUUGGCUAGAACUGGCUGACCUCUUGUGGGCGAUUUCGGUACUCAACAUGAAUAUUUUUCAGACGACUGUUAUUGAGAUUUCCCUUCAUUCUCUUUUUUUUCCUUUCUUCUCUAAUUGAACACACUAGGUCGAGGUCAAGGAACUUCUCGAGAAUGACAGAGCAUGGUUUUCGACUUCAUAAUUGAAUCGAUUGUGCCACUU
This is a messenger RNA of Phlebotomus argentipes, 6309 nucleotides long. RefSeq names its product irregular chiasm C-roughest protein-like. Lineage: Eukaryota; Metazoa; Arthropoda; Insecta; Diptera; Psychodidae. Gene Ontology annotation, biological process: cell-cell adhesion. The transcript is spliced from 10 exons. Gene Ontology annotation, cellular component: cell-cell junction. Gene Ontology annotation, molecular function: cell adhesion molecule binding. The annotation marks the transcript as partial. The record is from RefSeq and is a predicted model, not a curated record.